AUGGCGGCGACUACUGAGCUAGUGACUGUAGCGCUACUUUUCGUGCUACGAGGCGGGGCGCCUGCGCGGUUUCCUGAGCUGCUGCCCGUGCAUGGUUGGUGGUCAGGCACAGGUCGAGGAGAGCAGCGGGAGGGAGCAGAGGGGGAGACUGACGUGCAGGUUGUAUACCUUCCGGCGCUGUUGCCGCGCGAGGCGCAGUCUGCCACCAACCGUCCGUACGAUGACGUUCCUCUUCCAUACAGUUUUGACGCUUUUGGACGGAGUUUCGAGUUGCAGCUUGUGCCAAAUCGCCGGCUUUUGUCUCCAGAAUUCCGCGUAUGGUCGGAGCGUGGACAGGAGACCCCGUUAUCGUCUGUGGACGUUUCUUGCCAUUUCUUGCAUUCUGGGCCUGGUGCCGUGGCCGCCUUCUCUGCUUGCAGGGACCAUGCUCUCCAUGGAUUGAUUGUCGUAGACAACUCUACCUAUGAAGUCCGUCCGCUGCCCCUCGGGACAGGUCGCGCUGAGAGUGGCGGCGAUCGAACAGCUCACGUAAUACGUCGAGCUCCACCCCCACCAGCCCCUUUGGAUGACGCUCGUCCUCUCCGUCCACGCGUUCGUCGUCCAAGAAAAUCCUUCUCGAAGUUCAAGCCAAUUAAACCUGGUCCUUCAAGUUACACCAUCGAGAUAGCGCUUUUCUUGGACGAGGCUGCUUACAAGAUAUUCCACCCGUUCUUCAAUUACAAUGAAGCUGAUUUGCGGGAUAUGCUUUUGGCAUAUAUUAAUGGUGUGCAAGCACUCUACCAACAUUCUUCUUUGGGCACCCGUAUCCAACUCUCUCUGGUACGACUGACGUUUCUACGAGCUCAGCCUUCAACGUUGCCCCCUCACGCCGAGAGAGGCAAACUGUUGGACGCCUUUUGUGCCUACCAGCGCUCCCUCAACGUUGACGAUGACGAUGAUCCGCAGCAUUGGGAUAUGGCAUUAUUACUUUCUGGGUUGGAUUUCUACUCGGAAGAAGGCGGUCGUCGCAAUGGAGUCACGAUGGGCCUGGCUCCAGUCGGCGGAGUUUGUCUACCAGCGCAUGCGUGCGUGGUCUCCGAGUUUGGGACCACUGACGUGCUGGGCCGACCUUACCCCUCAGCUGGCUUCACUUCUGUUUACAUCCUCGCACACGAGAUUGGACAUAAUCUUGGCAUGCACCACGAUGGCACAGGGAACUCUUGCGCUCGUGAUGGGUUCAUAAUGUCGCCCUCUCGUGGUACCAACGGUGAAGCUACAUGGUCAAUGUGCAGCGCACGCGUUGUAGCUGAUUUACACUGGGCAACAUGCUUAUUGGACAGUGGUGAAGACCUAGAUACACCAAACGAGUUGAAGCAUGAACGAUUCGGAGGAGCACCUGGUUUUGUUUGGGGAGCUAAGAAACAAUGUGAGAUUCUUCUCCGCGACGUCGAUGCAGCACCGUCUCCGGGCGGACCAACUACAGCGCACUGUGCCCAGCUUGCCUGCCGUUCCCCACACCGCGCGGGCUUUUACUACGCAGGCCCUGCUCUGCCCGGCACACCCUGUGGACACCACAUGUGGUGUCAAGGCGGAGAAUGCGUGCCUUCGUCAGAGUUGGCUGAAUUGAGCACAAAGCUACCAGCUACCGGGAAUGAUGGCCACAACGGAGAACAUAAUUAUGGAGACAACAACAGUGGAGGCAAUAGUAAUGGCGCAGGCAAUGCAGGUUGGAACGUGUGGAGUUCAGGAUCUUGUCGAUCGGGUUGUACUAAUCGAGCAAGGGGAUUCCGUGAACGACGGCGGUCUUGCCCAACUACUGCAGUUUGUCAAGGAGCCGCUUACGAUGUCGUUCUCUGUGACGAUACUAAGGUUUGCGGCAAGAAAACAAGGGUCUCUGCCAGUGAGUUCGCUUCUCGAAAGUGUUCCGCGUAUGCAAGUAUGGUGCCCGAGCUAGACUCUCGUGGUGGAGGACUUCAGGCACCACACGACCCUACUCGUAUGUGGAUGGGCUGCGCGAUAUUCUGCCGACGAACUUCCGGAGGUGGGUUCUACGCUCCUCGCGUGGAAUUGAACGACGCUGGCCUCGAUCCGUAUUUCCCUGAUGGUACAUGGUGCCACCACGAUGGUACACAGGAUUACUACUGUCUACAGCAUCAUUGUUUGCCAGAGAACUUCAAAAUGACAACCCAAUACCACAUCUGGGAGCUACCAUCACAAGACAUCGGCGGUCCGUUCAAUGCUCGUGCCAUGUCUUCGCAAGGCGACGCAGAAGCUGCUGCAGCUAUGAGAUCAUACCUCUCUUUAAAUGAUGCUGGUAUUCCAUUGACUAGAGCCGCCUUCCCGCCCAAUAUGAUCAAAGAGCCGGAGUCUAACUGGGAAGUUACUGACUACGUUGAAGUUCCAACGUUGAAAGAAGAUAUUUCUGUUAUUUCAUGAUAUCAGUAAAGACUUUAAAUUUUGGUGUGUGAAGAAAUGUUAUCAGUGUGGUGAUAAUAAUGGUUCUUUUUCGGGAAAAAUCAGAAAUUUUAGCAGUGUGGUUGAUUAUGGGGAAAAAGUCAUAAAGCUAGUUAUCAAAUCGACUAAUGCUUGUGAUGUUUAGUUGUCUCAAACAACAAAUUAAUCGAAAUUGUGUCAUUAAUGUCUUGUACGUAGGUAUCUACUAAACUCCUAACGUUCGUUAAUGUAAUAUAAAACCUAUGAAUUACUGUAAUGUAAUGCAAAUCUCCGACGGGUAUUGUCUGUCAAUCGAAAUUAAUCAAGUUUUUAAUCCAAGAACGUUGUAAUCACUGAUAUUAGAGACAUAGUUAAAACUUCUUUAUUUAAGAGAUAAAAUAAUAUUCCGUUUCACUUUUAAAACAAAUCAUAAUAUAUUCCAUAAGUCUAUUUAAAAUUCCAUUAUACGUAGGUAUUACGUUAAAUAAUAUUAUAAAGUUCUGACCCUUUCUUAUUUGAAUUACAUAAAUCAUAUAAGUCGUACAUAACAAUGAAUUAACUCUCGCUAAGAGUACUGUGUACUUUUGCGCAUUAUAAGGUAGCCUUGUUAUUGUUACGCAUAUUAUAAGUUAAAUUAUCUUGCCAGGUUACAAGUAUUAUUGUAAAUUUAAAUUGUUCGCGCAAAAUAAGUUCAUUCAAGUUAUCGGACAAUAAUUAGCUCGGAAUUUGAAAUUAUUGUGUAAUUAGUUAAUUAAAAGUAGAUUAUAGGUUUUGUUAUUUUUAAGUCUUCUUAGUGAAGAAAUUGCCUGUAGAUGCAUUUAAUAGAUAUUAAGUUUUUAAAAUAUGAGUGUAUCGCGA
Messenger RNA from Hyposmocoma kahamanoa, 3270 nucleotides. Its product is annotated as A disintegrin and metalloproteinase with thrombospondin motifs adt-2-like. Bases 1 to 2415 code for a protein of 804 amino acids. The transcript is spliced from 13 exons. Gene Ontology annotation, biological process: proteolysis. NCBI's taxonomy places the organism in Eukaryota, Metazoa, Arthropoda, Insecta, Lepidoptera, Cosmopterigidae. Gene Ontology annotation, molecular function: metalloendopeptidase activity. The record is from RefSeq and is a predicted model, not a curated record.